Messenger RNA from Saccostrea cuccullata (small rock oyster), 1104 nucleotides. RefSeq lists its product as uncharacterized. Lineage: Eukaryota; Metazoa; Mollusca; Bivalvia; Ostreida; Ostreidae. The record is from RefSeq and is a predicted model, not a curated record. Gene Ontology annotation, molecular function: calcium ion binding. Bases 378 to 1004 code for a protein of 208 amino acids. The transcript is spliced from 2 exons.
ACUUUCGUUUUCUCGCGAUAUCUCAGAAGUUUUGAGCUUAUGCAUUUAGAUUUAAUACCAAAACUCGGUAUGGUCCCUCUCGUUCUUCUUAAAGUGCAAAUGGUAAUAGACUUUUAUGUCACUAAGAGUUAUAGUAUAUAUGAUCCUUAAAGGUUGGAAAAUUAUGUUUUCAUUUGGGUCGAAUAGCUGUCAUCUCCCUAAAAUGUUACAUUUAUUUUUACUCCAAUACUAAUAAUAGCAUUAAAUUAAUACUUUUAGGGGCUAGAAAGAUUUUAGAUUUGUAUGACGAGAACUUCGAAAACUUCACGUCUGUGUGCCAGCCUGAGUUAAAAUACAACUUUUACUACAAUGCCAAAAUAGGACAGCUAGCUGUCUUAAUGCCAUACGCUGCUUAUACCUUGAUUGCUUAUAUCAUAUUAUUUACAAUACAAGAAUCUUGGUUCAGUCAGCAUAAAUGGCGCCAGUGGGCUAGAAUUCUAGAUGUAGACAAAGAUGGCGUCAUUAGUGCAGACGACAUGGAAAAAACAAACGCUAAACUUGAACGGAUCCGCUUACUUAUAAACGGCAGAGAUUCGGCACCGUCUGCAGAGGAACAGACGAAAUGGUGGAACAGUCACGUGUUCAGGUGUGUUCCCGGAAAAGAUAUAUCUCUUGAAGAUUUUAUGAUUUAUUUAGAGGGGCUGAUUGGAAAUGAUAGACCACCACCUGAAAGGGCAAACAAAUUCAGGCCAAUCAUAACGGGGUUCUUUAAUUUCUUCUCAACUGAAACAUAUCGGAGGGAAAAUCUGAUAAUUGGAGGAGUGGACUUUGUUAAGUUCUGGGCUAUUCAAGCAGACGUUGAGGAACAACACUGCAAGGAAAUGCUGAUAAAGUGUGUACCUUCACCAGUUACUAUUGCUUCUUUGUUGGGGGAUUUUGUUACUUUAGUGUCAAACAAUGAACCUUGGCAUUAUAAUAAUUGGAGAUUGUUUGCUAUCCUAAAACAAAAACCAAAGAGAUGUUGAAAAGAUUUAAAGAAACACAAGUUUAUAUAGUUAACUUCAAUUUUUUUUAUAUUCGUAUACGACUAGUUUACAACAUGAUUAAAGUGUUGUUCGAAAAGUU